CGGACGCACAGUCAGAUAAGCAUGGUGAAGGAAAACCUGCCCAGCUGGGUCCAUCAGGACUCUGAGGAGGACCUGGUCCAUGUGAACGUUGGAGGACUGAGGAGGAGUCUGUGCUCCAGCACACUGAAGAAGUUUCCAGACACCAGACUAGGAAAACUACUGUCAUGUGACUGCGAGGAAGACAUACUACAGGUGUGUGACGACUAUGAUGUUCAGCACAAGGAGUUUUACUUUGACAGAAACCCUGGUCUGUUCCCGUACGUCCUCCAUUUUUAUCAGACUGGAAAACUGCACAUCAUGGAGGAGCUCUGCGUCUUCUCCUUCAGUCAGGAGAUCGAGUACUGGGGCAUCAACGAGUUCUUCCUGGACAGCUGCUGUAGUUACCGUUACCACGACCGCAAACUGGAGAGCAGCCGCCAUCGCAGCUGGGACGAUGAGAGCGACGUGAGCAGUGUGGACACGUCUGUGGACGAGAUAUCAGAUUUAAACAGAGACAUGCAGCACUUCCAGCAGGUUCGUUACGGCAGCAUCAGGAAGUGUCUGUGGUUGACCCUGGAGAACCCUGGGUACUCCAUCCCCAGUAAACUGUUCAGUCUCAUCUCCAUCAGCGUGGUGCUCACUUCCAUAGCAACCAUGUGCAUCAACAGCAUCCCAGAGCAUCAGAUGUUCGACAGUGAUGGGACGCUCAUGGAGGACCCCACCUUACAGGCUCUGGAGGUGUUCUGCACCUGCUGGUUCACCUUCGAGGUGGUGACCCGCCUGCUGCUGGCCCCAAACAGGAGGAAGUUCUUCCAUCACCCUCUGAACCUCAUAGACAUGGUGUCUGUGGUGCCCAUCUACAUCACACUCAUAUUUGACCUGAGUGUGGGUUCAGAGUCUGAGCUGGGAGACCUGGGACGCCUCAUACAGGUCUUCAGGCUGAUGAGGAUCUUCAGGGUUCUGAAACUGGCUCGACAUUCCACAGGGCUGAGGUCACUGGGGGCAACACUACGGCACAGUUAUCGUGAGGUGGGAAUCCUUCUGCUCUACCUGGCAGUGGGAGUGUCCGUCUUCUCUGGAAUCGCUUAUACUGCAGAAUAUGAAGAGGACGUGGGCCUGGACACCAUCCCGGCUUGCUGGUGGUGGGGCACCGUCAGUAUGACCACGGUGGGCUACGGGGACGUGGUGCCCGUCACGGUGGCGGGGAAGCUGGCAGCCAGCGGCUGCAUUCUGGGCGGGACGCUGGUGGUGGCGCUGCCCAUCACCAUCAUCUUCAAUAAGUUCUCCCACUUCUACCGACGACAGAAAGCUCUGGAGGCGUCGGUGAGGGAUGGUAACAGCGGGAAGGGGAGGAGCUACGAGAAGGAAAUGGAGGAGGAAGAAGAAGAGGAGGAGGAGGAGUCAGACGGAGACAGCCGAUGUCUGGACGACGACGACAUUGACGACAUCGAAGACGAUGAUAUCGAUUAUGAGGAUGAGGGAGGGGUGAUCAAUUACAGCUUUGUGGAGCACGUGUCCUUUACAGCGAGGAAGGAGCUGCAUCAGCUGUGA
Molecule: messenger RNA, 1530 nt
Organism: Sphaeramia orbicularis (orbiculate cardinalfish)
Lineage: Eukaryota; Metazoa; Chordata; Actinopteri; Kurtiformes; Apogonidae
Product: potassium voltage-gated channel subfamily S member 2
Exons: 10
Coding region: 22-1530 (502 amino acids)
Biological process (GO): action potential; protein homooligomerization; potassium ion transmembrane transport
Cellular component (GO): membrane; voltage-gated potassium channel complex
Molecular function (GO): protein binding; delayed rectifier potassium channel activity
Source: RefSeq, a predicted model, not a curated record